CCAGAUAUUAGUUGCCGAGUUCCAGGGCAGGCGAACGUGUGUUUCGGGGGAGCCGGCUGGCGUUGCCGGCACCAUGGAGUCCCCUUUUAGUCCGGGACUCCCUCACCGGCCGGAUGAAGAGUGGGAUUCUGCCCUCUUUGCUGAACUUGGCUAUGAUGACCUGCAAUUGGAUGCGGCAAAUGAAACUUAUGAAAAUAAUUUUGAUAAUCUUGAUUUUGAUUUUGAUUUGAUGCCUUGGGAGACAGGCAUUUGGGACAUCAACAAUCAAUUCUGUACAGUUAAAGAUAUUAAGGCAGAACCUCAGCCACUUUCUCCAGCCUCCUCAAGUUGUUCAGUCUCAUCUCCUCAGUCAGUGGACUCUUAUUCUUCGACUCAGCAUGUUCCUGAGGAGUUGGAUUUGUCUUCUACUUCCCAGAUGUCUCCCUUUUCCUUAUAUGGUGAAAGCUUUAAUAGUCCCUCCUCAGCAGAGCCACUGAAGGAAGACAAGCCCAUCAUUAGUCCUAAGAGCAAAACUGAAAAUGGACUGACUCCAAAGAAAAAAAUUCAGAUGAGUUCAAAACCUUCAAUUCAGCCCAAGCCUUUAUUACUUCCAGCAGCACCCAAGACUCAAACAAACCCCAGCGUUCCAGCAAAAACCAUCAUUAUUCAAACACUGCCAACACUUAUGCCAUUGGCGAAGCAGCAGCCAAUUAUCAGUAUACAUCCUGCACCCACUAAAGGUCAGACGGUGGUGCUCUCUCAGCCUACCAUGGUACAACUCCAGGCACCUGGAGUUCUGUCCCCUCCUCAACCAGUCCUUGCUGUCGCUGGGGCAACCACACAGCUACCUAAUCACGUGGUGAACGUGGUACCAGCCCCAGUGGCAAAUAGCCCAGUGAAUGGAAAACUUUCUGUGACUAAACCUGUCCUACAAAGUACCAUGAGAAGUGUGGGUUCAGAUAUUGCUGUGCUAAGGAGGCAGCAACGUAUGAUAAAAAAUCGAGAGUCAGCUUGUCAGUCCCGCAAGAAGAAGAAAGAAUACAUGCUAGGGUUAGAGGCAAGGUUAAAGGCUGCCCUUCUGGAGAAUGAGAAGCUGAAGAAAGAGAACGGAUCCCUGAAGCGGCAGCUGGAUGAAGUUGUAUCAGAGAACCAGAGGCUUAAAGUUCCCAGUCCGAAGCGAAGAGCUAUCUGUGUGAUGAUAGUUUUGGCAUUUGUAAUACUGAACUAUGGACCCAUGAGUAUGUUGGAACGAGAUUCCAGGAGGAUGAAUCCUGGUGUGAACCCUACAAAUCAAAGGAGGCAUCUUCUAGGAUUUUCUGCUAAAGAGGAGCAAGACACAUCAGAUGGUAUCAUCCAGAAAAACAGCUACAGAUAUGACCAUUCUGUUUCAAAUGACAAAGCCCUGAUGGUGCUAACUGAAAAACCACUACUCUAUAUUCCUCCACCUCCCUGUCAGCCCCUGAUUAACACAACAGAAUCUCUCAGGUUAAAUCAUGAACUUCGAGGGUGGGUUCAUAGACACGAAGUGGAAAGGACCAAGUCGAGAAGAACGACAAAUAAUCAACAGAAAACCCGUAUUCUUCAGGGUGCUCUGGAACAGGGCUCAAAUUCUCAGCUAAUGGCUGUCCAAUACACAGAAACCACUAGUAUCAGCAGGAACUCAGGGAGUGAGCUACAGGUAUAUUAUGCUUCACCCAGAAGUUAUCAAGACUUUUUUGAAGCCAUCCACAGAAGGGGAGACACGUUUUAUGUUGUGUCGUUUCGAAGGGAUCACCUGCUGCUACCAGCUACCACCCAUAACAAGACUACAAGACCAAAGAUGUCAAUUGUAUUACCAGCAAUAAACAUAAAUGAGAAUGUGAUCAAUGGGCAGGAUUACGAAGUGAUGAUGCAGAUUGACUGUCAGGUGAUGGACACCAGGAUCCUCCACAUCAAAAGCUCGUCAGUUCCUCCUUACCUCCGAGAUCAGCAGAGGAAUCAAACCAACACCUUCUUUGGUUCCCCUCCAGCAGCCACAGAGGGAGCCCACGUUGUCAGCACCAUCCCUGAGUCACUACAGUAGUACCCAGGGGCUACAAUGGAAAACUAAGGAUGGGACCCUGCCAGACCGGUGAGUGGAUGAGAGAAAUGCUUCUUUCUGCCUUGGUGGCAAGCAGAGAACUGCCUCAUAAUAGAAUUCAGGAGAUAGAAGAGAAAAAAAGAAGCUGCUCUAUUUUUCACCAUCUGCCCAUCGACUCGGAAAGCACUGGAACUCAGACACAAGGGGAGCAGCAUAUCUCCACAGGCACGUGUAGCCCUGCAUCCUCCACUGUUGUCUGGUGUAGAUAAUUUUUUUCUGUACCUUUCUGAAUUGCUUUUCCCUCUGUGUUUGUUUUGUGUUUAAAUAGUCAUAUGCUUUCAAAUAAGAUCCACUUCCCCUCUCUGCCAUUUCACUUAUUGUUAUGGUAGAGACUUUUAUUUAACAGCACCCAUAUGUUUCCACUCAUUAGAUCUUUCAUCAACUUAAUGCAAACCAAUUGUGGAUGUGUGCUUAUUGGAAAGCAAAUGUCAAAGCCAGAAGAGCCAAAAGCAUCCCCAAAAGAGUCAAAACAAUUUGGAGUGUCAGGUAAAGGGGAAAAUCCCCCCGUGGUAAAGUUUAUCUUGCAAUUUUCGGUUCACACCUGAGACUGCAUGUGAACAACUGUAUUGGGGUCGGGGGUGGGUAGCAAAUCUGCGAGAAUGAAAUGGAAGAGAAGGCGGGCUUUGAAAGAGGAGAUAGCUUCAUUAAUACAUAUGUUUAAAACACUGAAAGUUUGAUGUGAUUGCAGUUUAAGAUUAAAGCCACAGCUACCGUUUAUUCUGAGGACCAUGGGCCACUGAGUGUUAGCACACGUACUUAUGUCUUUUCUUUAGUAAUCUGGUUCAGAUCCUCAAGGACCACAGGACAAAUCCUUCAUUUUUAUUGUGAAUCUCCACACACUACACACCUUCUAUUGAUAUGAUACCCAGUUCAGCUAAGGAGCAUGUAGGUGACUUUACAUUUAAACAAACAAGAGCUUUUUCUCUUGAGAAUUGAUAAGUAUUCACUCCUUUAAAACUUUGCAGACAGGCAAGUUAGAUUCCUGCUGGUGGAGUGCAUCCCAUAGUAUGGCAAUCAUUUUCAAUUCUCCAGUGAAAAGGCAGUGAAGGAAUUAACUCUUUUGUCCUCCCAUUAUUAAAAACAAAAACAAAACAGAAAAAUACCUUACUUUGUUCACUUGUACUUUGACUGUCUCCUCUGGGAUUUCUACCUUCAGCUUCUAAAAGUGAGUCUUCUACCCUCUCCUCCUAUGAAACUUCUGAAUUUCUCCAUAGAAUUCAUUCUGCAGACACCGCUUCCUGUCCUAAUUGACUUGCUCUUGUCAGAUUUCUUCCCUUCCAUUCCACACUGUAUCAAUCUCUUCCUCCUUGCAAGAAAAGGAACGAGACAUUAUAUCAACUCCUCAAGGCCUACCUUGAGUGAGUUAGUUUUCUGCCUGUGAAAUUAGGCGUGGCUCCUAGAUAAUUUUGAAGACUCACCAGCACUUCUUUGUGGACAGUGAUGCCUCUGUGCUCAAGCCAGUUAGACGCUUUCAGAGGAAAUCAGUUUAACUCUUGUGAGGGGAAGAAGGGGACUCUGCUGCUCUAUUCCCUGGGAAUCUGGAGUUUGAAAAGUAUCCGUUAGCCACGUAGCAACCACUUUAAGUCAGGGCAGCACUCCUCUCUGAUUUGGCUGCCCCAGGCGGUUUUCAGACAAGAACCAUUUUCCCUGGGGACCACUCUUCCUUCUAAGGGGUGCCAAGGAGUAGAAGGCAGGUGCCUAGAAGACCUUUAGGUCGCAGGGCAGUCUUCUCAUGGAUUGUCUUCUCCUGGCCCUGCUCCUUCCCAUUCUGUCCUGUGAAUUAGCCAGACAAGAGGCUGCUACCAUGGCUGGUAGGCAGUGGCAACAUGGUCAUUCCCAAGCUGCCAGUCUUCUCCUGCAACUGUCGUAGUCAUCACGGUGGAUGCAAAUACCGUGUGUGUGGAGUGAUUGUAGAUGGUGCUUCCGUCCUCUCCUUUGCGCUGAAUCACACAAAAACAAACCAUCACGUGGAUUCCUUGUUUGGGACACUUGCUUUUACUUUAUCCCUCUAUUCCCAGGUUUUCCUGUGUCCAUUUUACCAACUGGUCAGACUGAAGACUUCAUUAUGUCACGUUAACGCCUCUCUUUCAGGUGAAAGUGUGGGUUAAGUGUACCUGUGAAGUGACCACGAAAAGCAGUCUGGGAGCCUUGCCUCCUUCGCUUUUCACUCACUGACCCUUCCACCCCUUGUCAUUACCCGUUCUUGUAUUGAUCCUUUUGAGAUGAGGGAACAGGAUUCUCCUCAGGGUGAAGUUUCAGGAAAUGAGUGAAAGGCAGCUGACAAGUAUUCUACUUUUUAAACUGCUGUCGAGGCUACUGUUAAUCUCUGGGCACAAUGGUAGUUUUUAUUGUCAUGUCUGUACAUUAGCUCAAGGGCCUUUAGGAAAUGGAAAGUUGCUCUGCCUGAUGAAUAAACUGGUCUUUUGGCUUAAUUGUUUUGGUGAGAUGGCCUUUUGGAGAUUGCAGCCAGGAAUUAUGGGGGACGUGUGUGUGUGUGUGUGUGUGUGUGUGUGUGUGUGUGUGUGUGUGUAAUUUUUUAAUUUAUUGAGUUUUUAAGUGGCAUUUUGCAAGCUUGUGAGAAUGUUAGGUAAGCUCAUGGAGGAGGCAAGUCUGCCUAUUAUUAGGUGACUCUGUGCCCUCUGGGCCACCAGUACUACUGUCUUGAGAGGUGAUGGCAGAGACUGCUGGGAAUGGUUUUUCCACUUGGUUGCAAGUUCCAAGUUUUUAAGGCUUAAUGGAAGUGGAUGUGCCCUCAUGCUGUCUACAGAGUCAGACGUCAGGAGCUUCUUCCCCGUGGGGUUAACUCACUCAGCAGAACAGGGACACAGCUCCAUUAGGGCGGCAGUGUAAAAUGCCUCUUUCCAAAGUUAGGGUUUGUGAAAGGAUCAUCUUGAAACAAAUGUAUUGCUUGCCAUUCUUGCAGUUUAGGUUAUUGGGUGGGGGGGUUGUCUUUUCACAAGUGAAAAACCCCCUGUAAUUAUAAAAGCUCAGAGCAUCUUCUAAUUUUUUUUUUUUUUUAAUGACUACAGUCUCCAGAACAAAGCUGGCAUUUCUUUGCCUUUUCUUGUUAGCAGGAAGUAGACAUGGCGGUAUUUGAAGGCAGCCGUGUUAUAUGAGUCAUUCUUGAGUGUUCUGAAUAAACACUACUUAGAAACAGACAAGAAACUUGGGAUUCAAACUAAUUUUUCUAGCAUUUUUAAAAGAGGCACUGUCCUGAUCAAACUUUCCUGGCUCGAAUCUUCCUCCUGGGAAUGAACCCCCAGUAGUCACAGCAGUGACACUCUGAUAAGACGCUGCUGCUGUGGCAUUUGGAGUGACUAAAACUGGAGAACUCUCGAGCUCCUUGCAAUCUUUGUACUAUUUUCUGAUUCUUGCCAUUUCACUAAGCUCAGGUUGUGAAACUUGACAGCAUAUCAGAAAAACUUGUCAUUGUACUAGACUUUCUAACACUUUGAAAAGUUUCAAAGCAGCUUCCACUUUCAACUAUCUGUUAGAAGUAACCACUUUUACUGAAGAGCCAGAGUAAGAGCCCAUGUGCCCCCUCUUCAGUCUGACCACAUGGACGUUUUCCACUGCAUACGGCUGGGCCAACUCAGCUUCCUGCUGCAGAGUCAUAGACCUGAACUUCACAUGAGACCUUGCAUACUAUUGGCUGUUUGUUUUCGUACGAAUUAACCUCUCAAAUAAGAUUGCUUAAUGCCCAAAUUGAUAGACAUUUAUUACCUGCUGUGGAUCUCUCAUUCUUUGCGAAAAUGUGACUUCUGUCAGUCCUGAGUCAUUUUAAUUUACAGAAAUUAGGAUCUUUGCUGCUAAUAGGAAUACUAAUUAUAACUUUUACCUUAAAAACAAGAAUAAAGCUUAAAGAAAGAAAAUGAAAUGUAAGACAUUUUUAUUCUUACCCCGACACUAUUUGGGAUGGAGCAAUUCCUGUUUCCCUAGGGGUUGUGGUUAAUUUGUAAUUUUCUAGGAAACAGUAUUGGACUACCCCAAAAAAAUGUUGCUGGAGUCCAGCUGGAACUAUGCACAUUAAAAAAAAAAAAGUUUGCUCUUACCUGAAAAAAAGAAAUCAGAAUGUAUCCUGUUAACUUAUAUUUUUAAAGACUAAGCUUAAAACAAAGUUUAUUUUGGAUAAGACUAGAACUUUUAGCAGUUUAUUCUAAUAUCUGUGCAUUAAUAUCUAUGUUGAUAUCUGUCAGAUUAUCUGUCAGAAUUUAUAAAAAGAAGGAUGACAAAGGUAUCUUGAUCAGGAAACUUGAUCCUACAUAUGAAUCAUGUCACGGCUAGUCACUGUGAAAUAGUGGACACCGUAUUCAACAUAUUAGUUUGCUGCCUUAGAGACUUUUAGCACAUUAAAAGACUUUAAAUGAUAUUAAGUUGGGGAACCAAGGAUUAAAUAAACCAUAGUUUAUCAUUUGCCAAGGUCAGCAAACAGCACACUGUCCUGCUGCUUGCCCCCAGCGAUGUCAGUGACCAUUAGUUAAUAAGCAAACCAGGAAGUUUGGCAUAUCCCCCGGUAGGAUCAUCCCAGAUAGAGAUUAGCAGGUUGACUUUCACAGUAAAUGUAUAUUGGACCAUUUUAACUCACACUCAGCCCUAAUUUCUAGGUCAGUCAUCUUCAUAAAAGAUGGUGGGAAAAUAAAUAGAAUUUUAGAUGGAAACUGCUGUGCACUACUGGCCUUAGAGAUACUAGUUUCCUGUCAUGUUGCCAAUAUGGUUAGGCUAAGACCAACAGUGCUUCUCCCCUGGAGCCAUUAGAACCUGAGGAGAGAGUGUUAGAGAUGCCAUUUCACCAGGGUUUUCUUUCUAAGGGUUGUAUCCAUGCUCCGUUAAGAAUGGGUUAAAGAUGCAGAGGAAAGAUAUCCCAUUCUCUUCCUUAAUAUUUAUGUUGGUUUACAACACAUAAAGAAACAAUGACAACAGACUAUGUCAUGCUUUUAAGCAAGUCUUUAUAAUGCAAUACUUGUUCCUUGUCUAAAGUUCAAAUAAAGAAUUUUUAAACUUGC
This is a messenger RNA of Lagenorhynchus albirostris (white-beaked dolphin), 7101 nucleotides long. It is a transcript of the gene ATF6, whose product is annotated as activating transcription factor 6. Gene Ontology annotation, biological process: regulation of transcription by RNA polymerase II; endoplasmic reticulum unfolded protein response. Bases 74 to 2041 code for a protein of 655 amino acids. The transcript is spliced from 16 exons. The record is from RefSeq and is a predicted model, not a curated record. NCBI's taxonomy places the organism in Eukaryota, Metazoa, Chordata, Mammalia, Artiodactyla, Delphinidae. Gene Ontology annotation, molecular function: DNA-binding transcription factor activity, RNA polymerase II-specific; RNA polymerase II cis-regulatory region sequence-specific DNA binding. Gene Ontology annotation, cellular component: nucleus.